CAGAGAUACCUUAUACAAACGAGUGUGUUAGGCUCCGCCCAGCGGAGCGGCUGGCGCGUGUCGCACCGGCUGACGUCACAACUGGAAAACGAAACCGACCCGGAGUUUCCCGCGAAGGAGUCAAAAACACAGCACGACUCUGGAUUCUCCAAGACUCGCAGCUGCUGGGGUCGAGCGACGGUCCGUCACACAGGCGUGUCAAUAUUGGACACCUUUGAUUCAAACCCACAGCCGCUUUCCUGCGACACAGUUCUGACUCCCGAGUCCCGAGGCCCGAAAAACGACUGCACUUGAACUGAGCACUCACCUGGGCACCGGCUGAUCCCUCGUCACUACAGUCUUGCAGGGAUAUGUCUUAUUCCAAACCGCUGCUCAUCCCGUGGCUGCAAAAGCAGAUCGACAGCGGCAAGUAUCCUGGUGUCCAGUGGACAAACCCGGAGCAAAGUGAGUUCACCGUCCCAUGGAAACACGCUCUGAGACAGGAUUCCUCCGGCACUGACGUCCUCAUCUUUAAGGCCUGGGCGGAGGUGAGUGGCAAUGGCCGGGCUCAGGGAGACAGCUCAGUCUGGAAGAGGAACUUCCGCAGCGCCCUCCGAGCCAAAGGCUUCAAAAUGGUUGACGACAACAAGAACGAAACCGCUAACCCCCAUAAGGUGUUUCGCUGGCCGGACGAGUCUGCAUCAGGAGCAAAGUCUUCAGCCGAAUCCCAGGACAAAGAAAACCCAGCUCUGUUCGAGGAUUGUGGCCUUCCUACACAAGAAAGCCAGGUUGUCUCAUGCUUUGACGACUGCCCCUACCUUCCAGAAGAAAGUGUCUAUUCAGAAUCCACAGUCAACCGGGAUAUUCUCCAAGAGUGCCUAAAGGGACUGAACAUCGGCCCUGAGACAGAGGCAACCACAGGCUUUGAGCCUGUUCCUGAGCAACAGCAGCUGCAGAAUCGGGCUGGGAUUGGUGGAUACUUGUUUCCCGGGCAACAGCAGUAUCCAGUAACGUUUGAGGGUGCAGGCAGCAGUGAAACUGGGUUGCCUAAGCAACCAGCACAUCCAGCGGGGGGAGCUGCAGGAGGGGCCUGCGGUGGGCAGCUGGCGGAGCAGUUCCUACACACUGUGAACCAGACCAACGAUGGAGAUAAUCUCAAGACUGAGUUCAGGAUAUCUGUGUACUACAGAGGGGUGAAGGUGAAGGAGCAGCUGGUCGUGAAUGAAGCUGGGCUCAGCUUAGUCUACAGGCCUGAACUCAUUGGGACAGUUUUGGACUACGAAUCAGGCCUGACCGUGGUCUCUCUGCCGAGUCCUGGAGCCAUGCUGGAUCAGACCCAAGCCAAACUGACCCAGCGCAUCCUCGACAAUCUGGGCGACGGUUUGGACGUAGGGGUGUCGGGCCAUGUGGUCUACGGCCAGCGACGGGGUGAAAUCAAAGCAUUUUGGAGCCUUUCUAAGUUUGAUUGUAGCAAACAGCCCCAGGAGAUUUCUAAACUGCAGCCUCAGCCACUUUACAUGUUCAAGGACUUUUUGCGAGGAAUAUUGGACUUCAUCGAUGGGAGAGACUGCCCUCACUGCUCGCUGUUCCUCUGCCUUGGGGAGAAGUGGCCUGACCCAGACAACAGGCCUUGGGAGAAGAAACUCAUCACAGUGGAGUCAGGUGGUGCUUACUUCAAUGGAGAUACUGAAGAAAAUGGCUGUGGGAGGUGGUGCCUCGUCGCUGCAGUCUGUGGAGCUGCAGAUGUCCCUGGAAGAGAUGAUGGAGAUGUGCUGAAGUACUUUAUGAUGCCUGAAGAAAGUCAUUGUUUACCCCUUUUAUAUUAUUCUAUCCUUAGCCUUGAAAAGAACACAUCAGAAAGCCAAAGGAGGAGAUCAGGUAAUAAUAACAGUUUGCUGGUACUGCAGAGGAACAGAACAAAUAUAUUUACGGUGAAACUUGUUUAAACAUACAUUUGUGCUUUUGAAUUAUCACACACCUUAAUACUUAUAUGAAACUAUGAUCAGGGUGGAUUUGAUUGGAUCCUUCAUAUAUCAGUGACACUGAAGACCACGUUUUCAUCCUGUUGCAAGAGAAUGAGCUCAAGAAAAGAGCUCUGUCAAUCAGCUGAAGAGGUAAACAGUUCUAGCAAAUAAUGUGCUUGUGUUGAAAACGGUGCAUUUAUCACUGUGCUGUUGGGAAAAACAGCAGACUUCUCUCUCAACCGAUUUCAUGUGAAAUGCCAUCUAAAGGUUGGGGACAAAUGACAUAAAUCCCCACAUAUAAUAACUCAUAAAUUCAUACUACUACUCCUCAGAAACACUUGAGUACUAGGUGUUAAAAACAUAAUAGAAUAUACUGCAAUAAACCACAAACUCACAAAAAGGUUAAAGACUGAAGUCUAAUGUUCAAUAUGAUUGAGUAACAGGUGUGACCUGAACAUAUGAAAUCAUACCUAAAUGUUAAGGAUACAAUAUAAUCAAUAUACACCUGAGCACAAAACAGGUUUGUGUUCAAAUCAAAACACACCAGAGACUGAAGAUGUUGAUUUCAUGUUUUUUUUUAAGGACCACAGUUAACCAGACAGUAUGUAACAGAUUCAUAAAGCAACAUUAUAGGGAAGAUAAUGAAACUAUAUUUUGAAAUGUGCAACACACAAUAUCCCAACGAGCAAUAUGAUUUCAAGAUAUAGUAGUCUAUUUUCAUGUUAUUGCCAUGAAAUCUGUUACUUCUCUCUACCUACUGUCAAUUCAGAAUAUAAUUCUUAACUCAAACCAUUGACAAGUGACCUGAUAACUGCUCUAUAUCAUUAUUAUUAUCCGUAGAAUAAAUAAAAAUUGCUUUUUAUAUCCAUGAGUUUGGAUGAGAACUUUGUCGCUUUGCCUUUUACACUUGGACAGAUGCCUUUGCUUAAGAAACUGACUAUUCGUGAAAAAUAAAUGAAUAAAUCAAA
This is a messenger RNA of Scophthalmus maximus (turbot), 2911 nucleotides long. It is a transcript of the gene irf3, whose product is annotated as interferon regulatory factor 3. Gene Ontology annotation, molecular function: DNA-binding transcription factor activity, RNA polymerase II-specific; protein binding; RNA polymerase II cis-regulatory region sequence-specific DNA binding. The record is from RefSeq and is a predicted model, not a curated record. The transcript has 11 exons. Lineage: Eukaryota; Metazoa; Chordata; Actinopteri; Pleuronectiformes; Scophthalmidae. Gene Ontology annotation, biological process: immune system process; regulation of transcription by RNA polymerase II. Gene Ontology annotation, cellular component: nucleus. Bases 351 to 1925 code for a protein of 524 amino acids.